CACAAAAAGUGAAUUGGCGACACAAAAAAGAAGUGCUAAAAAUCAUAAUAAUUGCAAAAAAAAAUUGAUAAAAUCGCCAAGAUUGCAUCGAAGCAGGUGAACAAAGUGACGAUGAAAGUGAAAAAGGAAGAGUGAAGACUCGGGAAUGACUAGAAGCGCAUAAGAAGCACUCAAAAGGGCAACUCAGCUUCAUUCGUUGUUGGAUUUCAUCACGGGAAUUCCUUCCUGUGUGCGGAGUGUGGCAAAGAACGACAGAGAGACACAAAAAAAUCAACAAACAACCAGGCGUCGGCUCCGAAUUUACAAAAAAAAACAGGAAACGCACAAAAUCUUCACACUUUUUUUCACACAGUUAAGCAAUAAAGCCUCUCGAAGGGCCUGUAGACUCUGGCUCAGAACGGCGGUGAUCCACGGGGGGCGCAAGAGUCUCCCGAAAACUCACCAGACGGCGGGGGAGCAACCACCUGUUGGUGGGCUUCAUGGUCAGCAAUGGGUUGCUUUGGAUCAGCGAGCUCAAAACAAACGGCAGGUUCCGACGGAACUGACGACACAAAAAGCCAAAAGAAACGCAGCGAUGCCAUCACGAAGCAGUUGCAGAAAGACAAGCAGGUUUACAGAGCUACACAUAGACUACUACUGUUAGGCGCCGGUGAAUCUGGGAAGUCGACAAUCGUAAAACAGAUGCGAAUAUUGCACGUUAAUGGUUUCUCCGAAUCUGAAAAGAGACAGAAAAUCGAUGACAUCAAAAAGAACAUCCGAGAUGCGAUUUUGACAAUUAGCGGUGCGAUGAGUACGUUAACGCCCCCCGUACAACUCGAACAUCCGGAAAAUCAAUUUAGGGUUGACUACAUUCAAGAUUAUGCCUCGAAUCCAGACUUCAAUUAUCCACCGGAAUUUUACGAGCAUACAGAAAUCUUGUGGAAAGAUCGCGGCGUGCAACAGACGUUUGAACGUUCGAACGAAUAUCAAUUGAUCGAUUGUGCUAAAUACUUUCUCGAUCGUGUCAGUGUUGUCAAACAACCAAAUUACACACCAACUGAACAAGAUAUCUUGCGAUGUCGUGUCUUGACAUCGGGAAUUUUCGAAACAAAGUUUCAAGUAGAUAAAGUUAAUUUUCAUAUGUUUGAUGUCGGCGGUCAACGUGACGAACGUCGCAAAUGGAUACAGUGUUUUAACGAUGUCACAGCAAUCAUCUUCGUAACGGCAUGUUCUAGUUUUAAUAUGGUUUUGCGUGAAGAUCCCACACAAAAUAGACUUAGGGAGUCGCUCGAUUUAUUCAAAAGUAUUUGGAAUAAUAGAUGGUUACGUACUAUAUCUGUUAUACUUUUUCUAAAUAAACAAGAUUUGCUAGCGGAAAAAGUUAAAGCAGGGAAAAGCAAAUUAUCAGAUUAUUUUGCGGAAUUUAAUAGAUAUCACACUCCGGCUGACGCAAUCGCCGACUCUGGAGACGAUCCAGAAGUAAUUAGAGCCAAAUAUUUUAUUAGAGAUGAAUUUUUGCGUAUUUCAACCGCCAGUGGCGAGGGCAAACAUUACUGCUAUCCACAUUUCACCUGUGCUGUGGAUACGGAAAACAUCAAACGUGUUUUCAAUGACUGUCGAGAUAUAAUUCAAAGAAUGCAUCUUCGUCAAUAUGAACUUUUAUAGACAAUUACAUGUUUUAUUUUGAUAAAAUCAACAAUUCAUUAUUAUUUUCCUGAUUCUGGUCAUCAUAUUUACAUCAUAUAUAAUUAUUAUUAUUAAAUAAAUUAAUGAAAUUAUUGUUUAGAAAGUAAAAUCUUUUACAGCUAUUAACACUAAAGAUAACAAAAAAUUGUAGCUAAGUCCGCUACAAAAGAAUUAAAAAAAUAACAAACGAUUCACAGUAGAAAAAAGCGGAUCCGAUGUAAGAUCCACUGUAUGUGUUGCAAUAAUAAAAUAAAAAAAAAUACCUAUAAAUAUAUAUAUAAAUAAUAAAAAUAUAUAUAUUAGUUAAAAAAAUCUAUAAUACACAAGUAACUAAAAAAAAUCAGAUAAAUACCCAUCAAACACACAC
Molecule: messenger RNA, 2032 nt
Organism: Culicoides brevitarsis
Lineage: Eukaryota; Metazoa; Arthropoda; Insecta; Diptera; Ceratopogonidae
Gene: Galphas
Product: guanine nucleotide-binding protein G(s) subunit alpha
Exons: 11
Coding region: 490-1644 (384 amino acids)
Biological process (GO): sensory perception of chemical stimulus; adenylate cyclase-activating dopamine receptor signaling pathway
Cellular component (GO): heterotrimeric G-protein complex
Molecular function (GO): GTPase activity; G protein-coupled receptor binding; GTP binding
Source: RefSeq, a predicted model, not a curated record